This is a messenger RNA of Parasteatoda tepidariorum (common house spider), 1027 nucleotides long. The record is from RefSeq and is a predicted model, not a curated record. NCBI's taxonomy places the organism in Eukaryota, Metazoa, Arthropoda, Arachnida, Araneae, Theridiidae.
AAAAUUUAUUUUGGCAUAUGCCGGCUGAAUAGCCACUGCCUAAUUUUUACUUUUAAUUCCCUUUUUUGGUGACGAUGCGAUGUGUUGAAGUUAUUUGUAUCUCAGGUUUUAAUGUUUGUUAAUAAAAUUAAUAUUAAAUACAGAUAAGUUACAAUAUUAUUUAAAAGUUAAAGAGUAAAUACUUUUUGCGUAUUUCUAUUGCCUUUAACUUAUUUAUUUUUAUUCUAUAUACUAAAAUAUGGGUCGAAAGAAAAAGAAGCCCUCAAAGCCAUGGUGUUGGUAUUGCAAUAGAGAAUUUGAAGAUGAAAAAAUUUUAAUUCAGCAUCAAAAAGCAAAACAUUUCAAAUGCCAUAUAUGUUUCAAGAAGCUUUUCACGGGACCUGGUUUAGCUAUUCAUUGUAUGCAGGUACAUAAAGAAGCUAUUGAAAAAGUGCCUAAUGCACUAACCUCCAGAAAUAGUGUAGAUGUUGAGAUAUAUGGAAUGGAAGGCAUCCCUGAGGAUGAUGUUCGAAUGCAUGAAAUGAUGAGACAGGGUGACAAUAAAGUAGAGGUUAGAAAUUCGGAUGAUGAAGAUUCCUCUGGUCUUCCAGACAAAUCGUCUGGACCAACUAUGCCAGGAAUGCCAUCCAUGCCGGGCAUGAUGCCUGGCAUGCCACCUAUUCCUGGAAUGAUGCCAGGAAUGCCUGGUAUGGGAUUUCCCAUGAUGCCAGGACAGUCUCCACUUGGACCUAUGGGGCCAAUGCCAAUGGGCAUGCCUCCUGGAUUUAUGCCCCCUGGUGGUAUGCCAAUGAUGCCGCCAGGAAUGCCCCGUGCACCUAUAAUGCCACCAUCAACUGUGUCAGGUAGCACCCAGGCACCAUCAAAACCAUUAUUUCCUUCAGCUAUGCCUCAGACAUCAACAUCAUCUUCGCAAUCCCCUGUGGGCACAGAUUUUAAACCUCUGAUGACAACGUCAUCGAGACCAACAUUUCCUGCUUAUAGUGGAAGUUCCUCACCUAAUGUGUCAGCUUCUAUGAAGUCUCAUUCU